This is a messenger RNA of Saprolegnia diclina VS20, 754 nucleotides long. RefSeq lists its product as hypothetical. The transcript has a single exon. The record is from RefSeq and is a predicted model, not a curated record. Bases 86 to 691 code for a protein of 201 amino acids. Lineage: Eukaryota; Oomycota; Saprolegniomycetes; Saprolegniales; Saprolegniaceae.
UUUCGCGCAGGCUCUCUGCGCCAGGUUCUCACCAUUUGCACGAGCUUUGCCUCAUUUCGGGUUUUUCAUCGGACCACCGAUUGCAAUGCGAACUGCAUUCUUGCUCCUCGCUACCGCUCUCGCAGUCUGCGGCCGUAACCUUUGUGAUACUUCGCCAACCUCGACGCCAACCUUGACACCAGCGCCGACCCCAGCGCCGACACCAGCGCCGACACCAGCGCCGACACCAGCGCCGACACCAGCGCCGAUAUCUUUUGUGAAUGGCGUCCGAGUCAACAUCUUUGCGGACAAUGGCGCCGGGUUGAGCGGGUGGUCCGGCGUUUUACCGAGUGCGCUCUAUACGGCCUGGGCGAUUCCGACCGCCGGCACUACAUUGGUCUACAGUAUCAAUAACGUGCCGGGGGGCAUUGCAAUCGACGUCCCGGACUUCAAACUUCAACUGCAAAUGUGCAAAGCGUGCGACCCACUGCCAAACGGCAAAGCGAUCCAAUUGCACACAACCGGUAGCUCGGUGUGGACGUACACGACCGUUGACGCUUCGCACAUCACGCUAAUCGACGAAGACAAUUUGUGCUUGACGCGCUGCCCAGGGUGCAUACCGGCACCCGAUGCAGCCGUCGGUGACUCGGUCCUGGCCCAGCCGUGCAACAACUUGCCAACGCAAGUGUGGACCAUCUCCCCCGUGGCGUAGCACCAACGUCAUGUUCUUGGACACUUGAGCAAUAUUAAUGUGUAUACCCUUCCACUUUGUUCA